AGAAGGGAAAUCGUUAAUUAUUUCAUUCUCUAUUCUGAAACUUCGCAAACAGAUCGCAGAGUCUAUCUAUAACACGAAAUUAAUCUAAUCUUUGUGACUGGGUCUGCUUUCUUUUGCAUUUGGGUCCUCUCACCCGCACCCGUCUCCAUCCUUCAUCAUCGUCGUAUCCUUUCUUUAUCUCAAAUCCCUUAAUCAAAGGUGUUCGUGAAAUAGAAGAUGGGGGCGUUUAUAUCGAAGUUUUGGUUCAUGUUGUUUCCUGCAAAGGAGUACAAGAUUGUCGUGGUUGGGUUAGAUAAUGCAGGCAAGACUACCACGCUUUACAAGUUGCACUUAGGGGAGGUUGUCACUACUCACCCAACUGUUGGCAGUAAUGUUGAGGAGCUUGUUUACAAGAACAUUCGAUUUGAGGUUUGGGAUCUUGGGGGACAAGAUAGACUCAGGACAUCAUGGGCAACAUAUUAUCGGGGAACUCAUGCUGUCAUUGUGGUGAUAGACAGCACAGAUAGAGCUAGAAUCUCUAUUAUGAAGGAUGAACUUUUCAGAUUGCUUGGACAUGAGGACCUACAACAUUCUGUUAUACUUGUCUUUGCAAAUAAACAAGACCUCAAGGAUGCCAUGACCCCAGCUGAAAUUACUGAUGCUCUUUCUCUUCACAGUAUAAAGAAUCAUGAUUGGCACAUCCAAGCCUGCUGUGCACUUACAGGUGAAGGUCUGUAUGAUGGCCUAGGGUGGAUUGCCCAGCGAGUUACUGGCAAGGCACCAAGUUGAAGAGAAAACGGAGUAAAGGGAAAAGAAGAGAAGGUUUAUUUUUCAAAUAUUGAUGGGCUUGAAAGAUGAUUUAAACAGAAGUAUCAUUGUGUACUAUCUAACUAUACUCGUUAACAUUGCUGUAGAUUGUACCGUACAUUUGAAUUUGCGAUGUGUUGCACAAUGAAGCAUUUCAUUAUAAAUUUGAAAAUGAAGAAAAUAUUGCUAUAAAA
Hevea brasiliensis (rubber tree) is the source of this 980-nucleotide messenger RNA. RefSeq lists its product as uncharacterized. Gene Ontology annotation, molecular function: GTPase activity; GTP binding. Gene Ontology annotation, biological process: intracellular protein transport; protein localization to Golgi membrane; vesicle-mediated transport. The transcript is spliced from 3 exons. Bases 217 to 768 code for a protein of 183 amino acids. Gene Ontology annotation, cellular component: trans-Golgi network; cytoplasm. Lineage: Eukaryota; Viridiplantae; Streptophyta; Magnoliopsida; Malpighiales; Euphorbiaceae. The record is from RefSeq and is a predicted model, not a curated record.